Molecule: messenger RNA, 2550 nt
Organism: Naegleria gruberi
Lineage: Eukaryota; Heterolobosea; Eutetramitea; Acrasida; Naegleriidae
Exons: 1
Coding region: 1-2550 (849 amino acids)
Biological process (GO): heterophilic cell-cell adhesion; neuron development
Cellular component (GO): neuron projection
Molecular function (GO): protein homodimerization activity; protein heterodimerization activity; cell adhesion molecule binding
Source: RefSeq, a predicted model, not a curated record
AUGUCACUAGUCAACAAACUCUUGACACCAUCAUGUCGAUUGUUAUUUCUGACAAUCAUCUGCUUCCUCCUCUUCCCCACCCACCAACAACUCACCGUUAAAAUUGAUUCUUCCCUCCCAAUCGGCAACCAACUCAACCAAGACAUUUUUGGAGUCAACUACGCACAAGAAGCCAAUUUUCAAUCUGUUAAAUAUACAAUCAAUCGUAAAGGUGGUAAUUCAGAUACUCGUUAUAAUUGGCAACAGAAUAUUCAUAACACGGCUCAGGAUUGGUUUUUCAUGAAUAUUCCAGACGAAAUUGAGAGCGGACAAAUUUUGCCGAAUGGAUCUGCAGCUACAAUGUUUAUGGACACAGCUAAUAAGCAUGGAUCCAAGUUGAUGCUGACUGCUAGUUUGAUUGGUUAUACUCCAUUGGAUGAUCGUUCUAAAAAGUGGGGUUUUUCAGUUGCUAAAUAUGGUAGUCAAUUGGAAACUGAAUGUACUAGAACUGGUUUUCCUAGUUGGUGUAUGGGAGAUGCUGGUAAUGGUAAAAAGACUGGUAAUAUCUAUGUUACUGGAAAUGAUCCAGCAGAAACUUCAAAAGUCAUUGAUGAAAAUUAUGUAGUCAACUGGAUCAAAUACAUGAAAAGUAGAGGAACACCUGUCAAAUUGUGGUCAUUGGAUAAUGAAAUGGACUUGUGGCAUUCCACCCAUCAUGAUGUCCAUCCAAAUCCAAUAACCUACGAUGAAAUGUGGACCUUAACUGAGAAAUAUGCCAAAGCAAUCAAGACAGAAGAUUCCACAAUCAAGACAUUUGGUCCAAAUUCAUGGGGACAUUGCGGAUAUUAUUAUUCCCCUGCAGAUGGUUGUUCCUCUGGUGCUGAUCGUCAAGCUCAUUCCAAUUUACCACUCAUUGAUUAUUACUUGACAAAGGUUUGUGAAUAUAAGAAGAAUACUGGAAUUUUGUUGGUUGACUAUUUGGAUAUUCACUAUUAUCCACAAGCAAGUGGAAUUUAUGAUGACACUCAAACAGCAGAUACGAAUUCAGAUCUUCGUUUGAGAACUGUCAAGAGCUUGUAUGAUUUUAAUUAUGUUGAUGAAAGUUGGAUUACUGAUGCUGAAUCUAAUGGACCACUUUCAAGGGUUGCACUCAUUCCACGUAUGAAAGCAUCCAUUGCCAAGUAUUGUCCAGAGUUGAAGUUGGCCAUUACUGAAUAUAAUUUUGGAGCUGACAAUCUUUGGUCUUCUGCUUUGGCCCAAGUUGAAAUUUUAACCAUUUUUGGUAGAGAAGGAGUUGAUUUGGCAACUCGUUUUACAGUUCCAAAAAGUGGUUCAAUGGUUGAGAAAUCAUUCCAAUUUUUAAUGAAUUAUGACGGAAAGGGAGCUGGCAUUAAUGGAGCCUAUGUCAAUACCACUAGUUCAAAUGUUGACAGUGUUGGAGCUUACUCAUUUGUCAACUCUGCCUCAAAUACAUUGUACAUUGUCCUUGUGAACAAGUUAACUUCAGCUUCAAGUGUUAGUUUACAAUUGGCAGGUGACGUUGGAAAGAGCAAAUCCAUCACCACUUGGACAUUUGUUUCUCCUGGAACUAUUUCAAAGAAUUCUCAAACUCUGACUACUAGCUCAGUUGAUGGUAAGGUAACUGUUUCAUUGGAUGCAAGAAGUGCAAGUUUAUUGGUUGUUCCAUCCUUUAAUGUGAAUAGCAACAAUAAUAACCCACCAGUUGUUGUUGUUUGUUAUGGAAUUUCCAAUACUUCAGCUGCUGUUUGUUCUGGAUUUGGUAAAUGUUUAAAGAAUGAUACAUGUACUUGUGAUGCAUCUCAUUCUGGAGCCAAAUGUGAAAAUACCAUCACUCAACCAAGUCAACCAGUGAUUAUGUGUUAUGGAAUUUCAAAUACUUCAGCUGCUGUCUGUUCUGGAUUUGGUAAAUGUUUAAAGAAUGAUACAUGUACUUGUGAUUCAUCUCACACAGGCUCUAAAUGUGAAAAUACCAUUCCAAUUGUCUGUUAUGGAAUUUUGAGCACAUCACCAAGCGUUUGCUCUGGAUUUGGAACUUGUCUCAAGAAUGAUACCUGCACAUGUGAUUCCAAACAUACUGGUGUAAAGUGUGAAAAUGUGAUUGCUCAACCAGUGAUUGUUUGUUAUGGAAUUUUGAGUAGUUCACCAAGUGUUUGUUCUGGAUUCGGCACCUGUGUCAAAAACAAUACUUGUACAUGUGAUUCAAAGCAUACUGGAGCCAAAUGUGAAACUACCAUUACUCAACCAAGUCAACCAGUUGUUGUUUGUUAUGGAAUUUCAAAUACUUCAGCCACUGUUUGCUCUGGAUUUGGUACUUGUCUCAAGAAUGACACCUGCACAUGUGAUUCCAAACAUACUGGAGCUCAAUGUCAAACCACCAUUGGAAAUAAUGACAAUAAUGGUAACAAUUCAACAAUUCCAACUGGAUCUUUGAAUAGAAAUGCCACUUCUGGUGCUUCUCUAAUGAAUGCAUCAGUCACACCAUUGAUUUUGGUCAUUUUAUGUUUGAUUCCAUUCUUGUUGAGCUUGUUCACACCACAUUUCAAUUUGUAA